Microcebus murinus (gray mouse lemur) is the source of this 12320-nucleotide messenger RNA. Lineage: Eukaryota; Metazoa; Chordata; Mammalia; Primates; Cheirogaleidae. The record is from RefSeq and is a predicted model, not a curated record.
UUUGUUAAGAAACAUGCUCAAAGAAUUGAUUGAUACAGCAGAUGUCAGCCACUAAAAUUAGGAAACUGCUUUGCUACAUGUUAGUAAGAAAUCUAGGAAAAGUGAAAAUUCAAUAAGGUAGACAUUUUGAGUAAAGCCCAUAAAUCUGUUUUAGUCCAUAAUCCUGAAUUCUUAACCUUGCCAACUAAAUUGUUGUCACUAAAUACCAGGCUGUUGUACUUCAUUUUCUGAAGUUUCUUUCUCCUAUUUAAUUCAAUCAUACCUAUUGUUCCUUGUACCAGAAGUACAAGUUCCUCAUUUCCCCUUAUCCUGAGUUCUUAUUUAUGCUCCUUCCAAAACAUAGGAUUUAUUAUGCUCAAGCAUGAAUUGAAUUUCAUUGUUCCUUUACCCACAUUUUAUUUUCUGUACUUAGUGUAACCUGUUCAGCUAUAAAUUUUUAUUUUUUUCCAGGUUUGAGCUUAAACUUUGUAAACUUUUUUUGUUUGAUUUUGUUGUGUUAAGCAUAUCAUAAUCACACAGCUGUAGGUUAGUAAAAGAAAUUCAGUAACUAAGUUUUUGAGAGGGGAAGAACAAUGAAAGGAUAAAUUAAUAAUUUUAAAAGUCAAAUAGAUAUACAAAGUAUAAAUGCCUUCACCAAAGAAAAUGGAACUAGUUAUAUGAGAAUUCGAGUAUUUUAAGGUUUGUAACUGGAGUACUAUUUGUCUAUUAAUACAGUUGUAGGAAAGUUAUAGUUUUAUAAGAAGACCCAUGAAAUGGAGAAAAUAAGUUUCAUUAAAUGGACAGAAAUGAGUUUGGACAUGCAGAAACAAACCUUUCUUGUUAGAAAUUCAAGUCAGCAUUUUUUAUUCCUGUCUUUUUCCUUUGUGAAGUCUUAUUUGUCACCCAAACACAGAUGGAGUUAAAACUGGCCUGGUGCACCUGUGGUACAAGUGGUUUUUGCAAUAAUCUGUCUAGAGUCAAUUGGAAAUGCUAAAACAACCAGGAAUGAUAAUAGCAGCCGUUUUGGGAAGUAUAUUGAGAUUGGCUUUGAUAAGAGAUAUCGAAUCAUUGGUGCCAAUAUGAGAACUUACCUUUUAGAGAAAUCCAGAGUGGUGUUCCAGGCAGAAGAGGAGAGAAACUACCAUAUCUUCUAUCAGCUUUGUGCCUCAGCAAAGUUACCUGAAUUUAAAAUGCUGCGAUUAGAAAAUGCAGAUAACUUUCAUUAUACGAUGCAAGGAGGCAGUCCUGUGAUUGAAGGAGUGGAUGAUGCAAAGGAGAUGGCACACACCAGGCAGGCCUGCACUUUGCUGGGAAUUAGUGAAUCUUAUCAAAUGGGAAUUUUCCGAAUACUUGCUGGCAUUCUUCACUUAGGAAAUGUUGGAUUUACAUCUCGAGAUUCAGACAGCUGCACAAUACCUCCCAGGCAUGAACCUCUCACCAUUUUCUGUGACCUCAUGGGCGUGGACUACGAGGAGAUGUGUCACUGGCUCUGCCAUCGGAAGCUGGCUACUGCCACAGAGACAUACAUCAAGCCCAUCUCCAAGCUGCAGGCCACAAAUGCCCGUGAUGCUUUGGCCAAGCACAUCUAUGCCAAGCUCUUUAACUGGAUUGUGGAUCAUGUCAAUCAGGCCCUCCAUUCUGCUGUCAAACAGCACUCUUUUAUUGGUGUACUGGACAUUUAUGGAUUUGAAACAUUUGAGAUAAAUAGUUUUGAACAGUUUUGCAUAAAUUAUGCAAAUGAAAAACUACAGCAACAAUUCAAUAUGCAUGUCUUCAAAUUAGAACAAGAAGAAUAUAUGAAGGAACAAAUUCCAUGGACACUCAUAGAUUUUUAUGAUAAUCAGCCUUGUAUUAAUCUUAUAGAAUCUAAACUGGGCAUUCUAGAUUUGCUGGAUGAGGAGUGCAAGAUGCCUAAGGGUACAGAUGACACUUGGGCCCAAAAAUUGUACAACACACAUUUGAACAAAUGUGCUCUCUUUGAAAAGCCUCGUCUAUCAAACAAAGCUUUCAUCAUCCAACAUUUUGCUGACAAAGUGGAAUACCAAUGUGAAGGCUUUCUUGAAAAGAAUAAAGACACUGUUUUUGAAGAACAAAUUAAAGUUCUUAAAUCAAGCAAGUUUAAGAUGCUACCAGAACUAUUUCAAGAUGAUGAGAAGGCCAUCAGUCCAACCUCAGCCACUUCUUCAGGGCGCAUACCCCUCAGCCGCACUCCUGCCAAGCCUACCAAAGGCAGACCAGUCCAGACGGCCAAAGAGCACAAGAAAACGGUGGGGCACCAGUUCCGAAACUCCCUUCACCUGCUUAUGGAGACACUCAAUGCCACUACUCCUCACUACGUGCGCUGCAUUAAGCCUAAUGACUUCAAGUUCCCAUUCACGUUUGAUGAGAAGAGAGCAGUGCAGCAGCUGAGAGCGUGCGGCGUCCUGGAAACCAUCCGAAUCAGUGCAGCGGGCUUCCCCUCACGGUGGACUUACCAGGAAUUUUUCAGCCGCUACCGUGUCCUAAUGAAGCAAAAAGAUGUGCUGAGUGACAGAAAGCAAACAUGCAAGAAUGUGUUAGAGAAACUGAUAGUGGACCAGGACAAAUACCAGUUUGGUAAGACGAAGAUCUUUUUCCGUGCCGGUCAAGUGGCCUAUCUAGAAAAAUUGAGAGCAGACAAACUGAGGGCUGCCUGCAUCCGGAUCCAAAAGACCAUCCGAGGGUGGCUGCUGAGGAAGAAGUACCUACGCAUGCGGAGGGCGGCCAUCACUGUGCAGAGAUAUGUGCGGGGCUACCAGGCCCGAUGCUAUGCUAAGUUUCUGCGCAGAACCAAUGCAGCAACCACCAUUCAGAAGUACUGGCGCAUGUAUGUGGUCCGCAGGAGGUACAAGAUCAGACGAGCUGCCACUGUUGUUCUUCAGUCUUAUUUACGAGGCUACUUGGCCAGAAAUAGGUAUCGCAAGAUACUCCGUGAGCACAAAGCAGUCAUCAUUCAGAAGUGGGUCCGGGGCUGGCUGGCUCGCACACACUACAAGAGGAGCAUGCAUGCCAUCAUCUACCUUCAGUGCUGCUUCCGGCGGAUGAUGGCCAAGCGUGAGCUAAAGAAGCUCAAAAUUGAGGCUCGCUCUGUGGAACGCUAUAAGAAGCUCCACAUUGGCAUGGAGAACAAGAUCAUGCAGCUACAGCGCAAAGUCGAUGAACAGAACAAAGAUUACAAAUGCCUCAUGGAGAAACUGACCAAUCUGGAAGGAAUAUAUAACUCGGAGACUGAGAAACUACGAAGUGACUUAGAACGUCUUCAACUAAGUGAAGAAGAAGCUAAGGUUGCCACUGGGAGGGUCCUUAGUCUGCAGGAAGAAAUUGCUAAGCUCCGGAAAGACCUGGAACAGACUCAGUCAGAGAAAAAAUGCAUUGAGGAACGUGCAGAUAGGUACAAACAAGAAACAGACCAGCUGGUAUCAAAUCUGAAGGAAGAAAAUAUUUCGCUGAAGCAGGAAAAAGAAGCCCUCAAUCACCGUAUUGUGGAGCAGGCUAAGGAGAUGACAGAAACUAUGGAGAAGAAGUUAGUAGAAGAAACGAAACAGCUGGAACUUGAUCUUAAUGAUGAGAGGUUGAGAUAUCAGAACCUUCUGAAUGAAUUCAGUCGCCUGGAAGAACGAUAUGAUGAUCUCAAGGAAGAGAUGACCCUGAUGGUGAAUGUGCCUAAGCCUGGACACAAGAGAACUGACUCCACCCACAGCAGCAAUGAGUCUGAAUAUACCUUCAGCUCUGAAAUUGCAGAAACAGAAGACAUUCCGUUUAGGACCGAGGAGCCAAGUGAGCGGAAGGUGCCCCUGGACAUGUCAUUGUUCCUCAAGCUCCAGAAGCGGGUCACAGAGCUGGAGCAGGAGAAGCAGGUGAUGCAGGAUGAGCUGGACCGCAAGGAAGAGCAGGUGCUCCGCAGCAAGGCAAAGGAAGAAGAAAGACCACAAAUUAGAGGUGCAGAACUGGAAUAUGAGUCACUUAAGCGUCAAGAACUAGAAUCAGAAAACAAAAAACUGAAAAAUGAACUAAAUGAGUUACGCAAGUCCCUUAGUGAGAAAAGUGCCCCAGAGGUGACUGCUCCAGGUGCCCCGGCCUACCGUGUCCUCAUGGAGCAGCUGACUUCCGUGAGUGAGGAACUCGAUGUCCGCAAAGAGGAAGUCCUCAUCUUGAGGUCUCAGCUGGUGAGCCAGAAAGAGGCCAUCCAACCCAAGGAUGACAAGAAUACAAUGACAGAUUCCACAAUACUUUUGGAAGAUGUACAAAAAAUGAAAGAUAAAGGUGAAAUAGCACAAGCAUACAUUGGUUUGAAGGAAACAAAUAGAUCACCUGCCAUGGAUUGCCAUGAGCUGAAUGAGGAUGGAGAGCUGUGGCUGGUUUAUGAAGGGUUAAAACAAGCCAACAGGCUCCUGGAAUCCCAGCUGCAGUCGCAGAAGAGGAGCCACGAGAACGAGGCCGAGGCCCUCCGUGGGGAGAUCCAGAGCCUGAAGGAGGAGAACAACCGGCAGCAGCAGCUGCUGGCCCAGAACCUGCAGCUGCCCCCGGAGGCUCGCAUCGAGGCCAGCCUGCAGCAUGAGAUCACCCGCCUGACCAACGAAAACUUGUAUUUUGAGGAAUUAUAUGCAGAUGACCCUAAGAAGUAUCAGUCCUAUCGGAUUUCACUUUACAAACGGAUGAUUGAUCUAAUGGAACAACUUGAAAAACAAGAUAAGACUGUCCGGAAACUGAAAAAACAACUGAAAGUAUUUGCCAAAAAAAUUGGUGAACUAGAAGUGGGCCAGAUGGAGAACAUAUCUCCAGGACAGAUCAUUGACGAACCUAUCCGUCCAGUCAACAUUCCCAGGAAAGAAAAGGAUUUCCAAGGAAUGCUGGAAUACAAGAAGGAAGAUGAGCAAAAACUUGUCAAGAACCUGAUUCUGGAACUGAAGCCACGUGGUGUAGCAGUCAAUUUGAUUCCAGGAUUACCAGCAUAUAUCCUGUUUAUGUGUGUUCGACAUGCUGACUACCUGAAUGAUGAUCAGAAAGUAAGGUCAUUGCUGACAUCAACAAUUAACAGCAUCAAAAAAGUAUUGAAGAAAAGAGGUGAUGAUUUUGAAACUGUCUCCUUCUGGCUCUCUAACACAUGCCGAUUUUUACACUGUUUGAAGCAGUACAGUGGAGAAGAGGGCUUUAUGAAGCACAAUACGUCUCGCCAGAAUGAACACUGCCUCACCAAUUUUGACUUGGCUGAGUAUCGGCAGGUGCUGAGUGACUUGGCCAUUCAGAUCUACCAACAGCUUGUCCGAGUGUUAGAGAACAUCCUUCAGCCAAUGAUUGUCUCAGGCAUGCUGGAGCAUGAAACAAUUCAGGGCGUGUCUGGAGUGAAGCCCACCGGGCUAAGAAAGCGCACCUCCAGUAUUGCUGACGAAGGCACCUACACACUGGAUUCCAUUCUUCGGCAGCUCAAUUCCUUCCACUCAGUCAUGUGUCAGCAUGGAAUGGACCCAGAACUGAUCAAGCAGGUGGUCAAGCAGAUGUUCUACAUCGUGGGGGCUAUCACCCUGAACAACCUCCUCCUGCGGAAGGACAUGUGCUCCUGGAGUAAAGGCAUGCAGAUCAGGUAUAAUGUCAGUCAACUGGAAGAAUGGCUACGUGACAAGAAUCUGAUGAACAGUGGAGCUAAAGAAACCCUGGAACCUCUCAUUCAGGCUGCUCAGCUUUUGCAAGUGAAAAAGAAGACAGAUGAUGAUGCAGAAGCUAUUUGUUGCAUGUGCAAUGCUUUAACUACUGCCCAGAUUGUCAAAGUGUUGAAUUUGUAUACUCCAGUUAAUGAGUUUGAAGAAAGAGUUUCUGUAUCAUUUAUUCGUACUAUACAGAUGCGUUUACGAGACAGGAAAGACUCUCCUCAGCUGCUCAUGGAUGCUAAACACAUCUUUCCUGUCACCUUUCCUUUUAACCCAUCCUCCCUCGCACUAGAAACCAUCCAGAUUCCAGCCAGCUUGGGCCUGGGAUUCAUUUCACGGGUCUGAAAGUGUUGUCCAGGCAAACAUUGACAAUACGUUUCUUGCCUGAAAUAAGAACAUAUUAUUUCCAGUGAGCUACUGAAAAUACAUUUUUAAAGAGAAAGUACUGAUUAUCUACAGAACAAGAGGUUAGUAACUGGAAAUCUCCCUUGAAUGCUUUCAUCACCUUGGAAACAAAUAUAGGCUCUUUUGUGUUGUGUUAUCUUUACAGCAACGCUCAUCCUUGACCAGUUAGGUACCCUGAGUGUACAUGCAGGUGAAUGAUGGAAGGAAGGGAGGGAGAAAAGAAGGAGAGGAGGAGGAAAAUAUGUCUUCAGCUGCCAGCAUUUUUUUAAAAUCCUUAACACUGCAUUUAAGUGAUAUAGAAAACAUAAAUUCCAUAUAUGAGCUGUUGUUAGGAAGGCACCAAGAAAGAACCUCCUCUGUGCUAAAUAGAAAAAUUGAAAGAAAAGUCACCCUUGAGUACAUAUCAUAUCAGUUUAGGAAUCAAUUGUGUUGAUAUUGUCAAACUGGAUCAAGAAAUAAACUGGCAAUAUAUAAAGUAAUUGGUCAAGUAACUUCCUUAUUUGUGUCACUAUGAUAUAGAGAUAUUAAAUUAAUGUUGGUUUGCUACAUAGCAUAGAUGUCCAUUUACUGUAGUUUACUGAGCAUUUUAAAUUGCUGCUACAUAUAUAUUAUCUUCUUAAAAUGUCAGCGAUAUUCUUAUUAGGCACUACAACAAUAAGCUCUUUUAUCAACUGUUUACAAUUCAAUCAAAUCACAGUUUUAACUGGAUUAUAUGCAAAUAUCUAUGGAUUCACCUGCACAAGUAGAAGACACUGGAGAGUCAUGUAGUAAUAUGACAAAAUGCUUGACACUUAGGGGUAGGAUUAGACCAAGUGGCUACUGUUGAUGUCAAUAUUUAUUCAGGAUAUGUUACAUUGAUGUGCUAUUAAUUUCCCAUAGGUGGAUAUUGCAUCAGGGUACAGUAUUAUGUGAAAUGACUUAUUUUUAGUUACUACAUCUGAUUCCUGCAGUGCAUAUUUUCAAUAUUAACAGCUUUUCUUUCUUCUUAAUUUAUUAAGAAUAAAUCUCAGUUACUAUCUAGAAAAGAUUGUCAGAAUAUUCAUGGUUCAGAUCUUGAAACAUUGAUUAUCCUAUAAAUUAUACAAAGAGGGUAUAUAAUAAAUAUUUAAUGAUUCAGUUUUUUAGGCUUUGCAACUUCUAUAAAUGUUCUCAGAUACCACUAGAUACUUUAAAAAACAUCAUAUUAGAAAUAUUUUAAGAAAACUUAUAUAAGAAAAUAUAAGAAGACUGUUGAAUUUUACAGAAGAUUUGGUUCUGUAAGACCCAGAUUCUAUAAGUUUUCAUUCUGAAGUUCUAAUUAAACAUACUCACCAUUUUUUUCUAGAAAUCUUAUACAACAAAUCCUUCAGGUUAUGCAAAAGCAAAUUAUUAGCUUUCAUUAGAAACUCUGGUUCUGAGUUACAAUCAUAGAUUAUAUAACUUAACUGUUAGAUGGUCUAUAAAAAUGACAUAUCUUAUUAAAAUAUGUGCAAUAUUAUUUAUAGAAGUCAAACAGUUUCAAAUCAGUGAUAAAGAUUAUUAUUAAAAGAUAAAUACUGUCAAUGUAUUUGGGCCUCAGUUUCCUUGUUUAUAAAAUAAGAGGGCUGGACAACUGAUUUUUAAGGUCCCUUCCACAUCUAAACUUCUCUCCUCUCAGCAUUUGGAUCCUAGAGAAAAGAGCUGCAGCUAAUCAGUAAGUCCAUGCUCUGGUGGAGAGAGAAGUGUGUGGUGCCUAUCAAUUCCAUAGGAUUAAUGAAAUAUAAAAUUACAAGAUUGUGUAGCCGCAGCCUUUCUCAAAUGUACAUGAUUUAUGUAUAUGCUUUAAAAAGUACUACUAUAUUUGUAUUAUUUGAAAAUUCAUUAGUUUAAGUCCGUUUUAUUACAUCAUGUACUGCUUUAUUCAGUUUGAGUAUAUUUAUUUAUUUGCAAUAUCAGCCAAGAUCACUACUGAAUCAAUCAGAUUCUCCCAGUUUUUCCUGAUUGUCAAUGUGGUUUUCACCGAACAAUUAAUUCAUAAUCAUCUGGUUAGUACUGACUGUGUCAGAGUCUAACAGCAUACAUGGGACACGAGCGGGGGAGUUGCUAAGAAAACACACCCAUGGUAGGCUGUCCGCCUCAGCCCUGGAAAUCCUCCUGGACCCUUCCCCCAGCUUAGUCCCGUGUAGUGUGACCCACACACUUCCUGAAUCUCGUCAGAUCUUCAAGAUCACUUUGUAGCUCCCACUGCCAUGCAGCCCUUUUUCUGACUCUAGACAGCCCAUGUCUGGAAGUGUCUCUGGUCUGGGCCUUUGUCUCUCUCCUGUCUCCUGUCUUUCUGCUGUCCAGUGUUGGAGCCACUGUUCCACACCUGGGCCAGAACUUCCUCUGCCGCCUUAUGCAGUUGCUCCUGGUCCAGUGAUGGUGGCACAAAGGUUCUGCUAUUCCAGGGCUCCAACUUCCUCCAGGGCCUACCCAGAACCCCAGAUGGUAUCUGAAUUAACUUCUCAUGGUGGCCUAAAGAUUUUUUAGUCAUGAAAAGCAUACCUUAAAACCAGGGAACCCCAAGAUCCAGUAAAUGAUUCUGUGUAUACUACUUUCUUGAAGGUGCACGAGAUUCUGCUGACUGAGGGUUCCCUCUGACCAGCUUGAGGAUUGCUUUCCCUCUGCCAUCCACACUCUCUCACCCAGCUUCAGACACACCCCCGCCAGCCUUCCCCCUGCCCACGUAUCUGUUCUCUUCUCCUUCCCUCAACUUACCAUGUAUCCCGUUCCCUGCAAACUUACCUGCUGUUUGUGCACUGAAGACAGGUAGAUGGAGUCAGUCCUCAGUCGCCCCAGCUGGCCUUCCUGGUGCUGAUCCUCAGGCUAAUCUUUGCACAGGUUCUUGUUUUCAAUUCUCUGCAAUACAUUCUUUAACAUUAUCGCUAAUUGGCAUUUUCAAAAUUCGUCUGUGCCACACAAUAAGAAUUCAAAGGCAGAGAUCUUAAAAGCCACAACAGUUCCUUGUCUCUACAGUCCCCUCCCCAGCCAUAUUACAUACAGAGUCACCUUACAUCCUUGGAACACAAAGCUAAAAAUUAAAAGUAGUUUCCCUUCUUGCAGCUUUUUUUAGGCUGAGCCUUUGAUCUGCCUGAAAAUAACUCUGAAAGGAGGGAAGAUGAGUAUGAGAUAAAAUCCUCAAAGUGUAGCUUCAUGGUUACUUUGGAAGUUGUGAGAAUUUCCAUGUACCUGACACUUCUUUCAUUGGGUACAAAAGUACCAAAAUACAUUCCAAAGCCAACUGGUAGGAGAUUUGGGGAUUUGUGUCACUUUGGAUGAUUUACUUUGUUAUUCCUUCAUUUCAGUGCGUAAUUGAGAGUUAGCCCUUUCUGGGUGAGUAAUUAUGUGUAAUAUAGAUCAACUCUUUUAAUAACAUAGUGAGGGAGCUAUGAAAAUAUUUUAUUAGAAUUUCAGUGUAGUGAUCGUUGCGAGAAAUAUCCUGGUAACCCUAGGAAAAUGGGCACAUGCCACCAUCCUGAGAAGUCCUCACACAAUAUUAUCUCUCUGUCUCUCUCUCUAUCUCUCUCUGUCUCUCUCUCUGUCUCUGUCUCUGUCUCUCUGUCUCUCUCUCUCUCUCUCUCUCUCACACACACACACACACACACACACACACAGAGUUGCCAGUUCAUAGAGUUCCUCAGCAGGUAUUGUUAAGGGGCCACUGGGUGGUGUCAACUGCUUAGGGUAAAACAAGGAGCGCUGAUUAGCAUGUGACACUGACAUGGUCCUAUUGAAAGUAGUGCAGAAACAGUACCUGUGUCCAGAUGUGCUUUCCCACAGCACUCUUCCUCUAUGUUACCUCAUUUCAUCCUCACAGCAGCGUGGGUGGUAGAUAGAGUAGCUUCUGCAAUCAUUUGCUGAUGGUAACCCGAGAUAUAGAGAUAAGGUCAGUGACCCUCCUGAAAUCAUACAGCCCUACAGCAGUUGCACUUUCCCAUACAAAGCAGUAGCAGGGUGGGCACAUGUGAGGCAGAGACUUUAAAAAGUCACACUUUUUAAAGGAGGUCAUGUUUUGUCCCUUCUAGUACCCGUGGGCUACCUAGGCCAGCAGGGGUGCUCUUUCUCCUUAUCAGAGUUGGCAACUGGCAUGUGGGAACUGAGCAAAUGCUGAGUACCAGACUGUUUGUUCUAAGGAGACCAAGUACCCAGCGCCAGUUGGUUUUCUUUUUUAUCAUAGUUACCUGCUAUAGCUAGGCUUGGCUUUUGUCAUGAAUCGGUGCUCACUAGGAGGGUGCGAUACUCUGUGGUUUGGCAUUAAUUAGUAGCAGCUGUCUCAACCAAAAAGACAGGAAGCAGUGCAAGCCUUUCUAAAGUUAAGAGGAAGGUCACUCUCCACACACCCCUCAGAGUCCCUGUUACAGCUAUCAGGUGAGCUGCACAGCCUGCAGAGAACCUGUAGCCACAGGCCACCCUCCCAAUUUAGGUCCUCAGCACAGAGGAGCCUAGGCAGGCCACUGGGCACCUUCUGAGAGCUGUCCACCGGACAGACCAUCUACAAGUCAAUGUGUAUUUGGACACUAUGGUGUGUGCAUGCUGCAGGUGUUGGCCUUGGAGCUAGGAGGUGUGCUGUGUGCAUGCGUGUUAAAGAGGCUCUGUGUAUUGCCGUGGCCUCUCUGUGGCUAAGUGCAUUGUAAUUUGUUCUCAGGCUGUGCUGUGAGGGCCGCCUUAACCCUUGCUCCCUUCCCUUCUAGAGCUGCCUUAAGUUCUCCAGAACUUUUCUUCUGUAAGGGGUAUCUUGCCUGGAAGGAUAUCUUGCCCUGUUUCUCAAGGUUUUGUGAAGGUUUUGAUUGGGGGUGGCUUCCAACCACUAAUUCCUUUCCCCUCUUCCUGCAUGACCCCCCCUCCUCCUGUCACUUUCUCCUUCCUUUCCUUUCCAAACAGGGAUUAGAACUAUAGGGCAGCAACCAUCUCAGAGCCAAUGUAAUGUCAGCUUAGAAAAUGUUCCUGAGUUAGUGGGACUCUGUGUCACAAUAAGCAAAUUAACAUAUGGAAGAAAUAUAGAGAUAGGCUAGAUUCUUGGUAAUACGUAAAUGUCUUGUUUUCCACUAACCUUUUCUUAAGAAAAGUAAAGGGUACAAUUCUAAAACUUUUCAUGGGCAUUCUUGAAAAAGAAAAAUUUUUUAAGAACCCUUUAUUCUAAAAGGUUGAUAAAAAUAGGAAAGAGUGCUAUAAGUUCUAAUCCAUUGUAUUGCCCGAAAUUAAACAAACCAACCCAGAAUUAAAGUAGAUUUCUCAAUAGAUCAGGAACUGAAAAAUACUAUGUAAAAUAACUUCCAAAAUGCAUUUUAUACACUUUUUAUUUUGUAAUUUGGUCUAACUAAAAUGUUCAUUAGCUUAACUUGAUAGGUAUUAUUGGAUUCAUAAAAUGUCGGAAAAUGACUAUCAUUUCCUUAGUGUUGUAAUGAUUGAAAUAUUUGAAAGAAAAAUGAUGGGUUUUUUUUUUAGUUGAAAUUGGUAUAUAUAAUUCAAUGCUUGGUAGGUCAGUACAUUUUCAUGCAUUUUUCAGAGUCAACAGUUUCAAAUAUCUUAUUGUUACUAUUCUGUUAUAAAAUUUUAGCCUACAUUUCAGGCUUUCUAAAUGAUUUGAGCCAUUAUGUUUUUCAGAAAAAUGGUGAGUUUUUUUAAAAACAUGGAUAUGUAUGUUGUAAUUUAUGAUUCCUAGUUAUGUAUUUUUGUAGGAUCACAGAGUAACAUUGACUUUUUUGUGUCUUUGGAAAAUUUCAAUUGCUCUAACAGUGUUGCACAGAAAUGAGCUCAUGACAUUUAACAUAUUGUAUUUUGUUAACUUUAUUUAUUAAUUUACUAUGAAAUGGACAUGCCUUUUAACUAUAAUGAAAUUGAAUAUUGCAGUUUCUCAUAUAUUUUCCCUUGUUGGGUCUGGAGAAGGAAUUCUACUUUGAUCUGCAUAGAAAAGCAUGAUAUAAUCUUUAGAAAGUACUUAAGUGAAAUAUUUACCCAUUAAAAAAGAAGCAGAAAUACUGAGAAGUGAAAGGCAUUAUCAACUAACUCUGGUUUUAAACUGAACCCAUUCUAGCAUAUCUUAUAUGAAAUUUUUAAAAAUAAGUUAAUAAUUCACCUCAUAUCAACAAAAGCCUUUGAAACAUGGGUUUUCACUAGAUAUCACCUAGUGCUAAGAUGAAAACCAAAACAAUAUCAGAAUGACAUUUAUGCUCUAAAUUUGUAGUUGUCUAAUGUUGUGCUUAGUAAAUGUGUAUCAUUAAUGCUGUAUUCUCCUAGCUAUUAUAGAAUAUUGUUUAAAUAAAGGUAUGAAUAUAA